AUGGGCUCGCUCAAGUCAUUCAUCACAUCUGUGCGCAAGGCCAAGACCAUUGCGGAUGAGCGGGCCGCCAUCCGCAAAGAAUCGGCCGCCAUCCGGUCUUCGAUCCGCGACACAUCAAUCGACGAGAGAUCUCGUCGCACGUUGAUCGCAAAACUCAUUUAUCUGUACAUUUUGGGAGAACCAACGCAUUUUGGGCAGGUUGAAUGUCUAAAGUUACUUGCAACGCAGAGUUUCACUUCAAAAAGGCUCGGGUACCUGGCUACUAUGCUGAUUCUAGACGAGAACCAGGAGGUUUUGACGCUAUUGACAAACUCCUUGGAUAACGAUCUCCAGCACUCAAACCAACUUUUUGUGGGAUUAGCUCUGGUGACACUGGGAAAUAUUGCAUCCACAGAAUUGGCGCGUGAUUUGUACACCAACGUGUCUCGCUUGGUCCAAUCCUCAAACCCGUACAUUCGCAAAAAGGCGAUUAUGGUGGCUGCAAAACUCAUUCAGAAAGACCCUGACUUGACGGAAUUCUUUAUUGAGCUGGUUCCGUCUCUUUUGACUAGUGCCAAGACCCACGGCGAGUGGUUGGCUUCGUUAGCACUGGUCAAGUCGUGCUACGAGCUCGGGGCAGAUCGCCAAUUGCUCAGAGCUCAGGUUCCUCAAUUGCUUACUCAACUUACAAGUCUUAGAACGACCGGGUUCUCGCCUGAGUAUGACGUGGCAGGCGUUCCAGACCCAUUUCUGUUUGUAAGUCUGCUUCAAACGCUGCGGGUUUUGAUGGCAGAUGACUACUCUGACGAGAAGAACAUUGACAGGCUAACUGACUUGCUGACGCAGAUUGCGUCAAAGGUGGAGACACUUAAGAAUGCGCCAAAUGCAGUUCUUUAUGAGGUGGUUAAGACUAUUUUCGAGAUCCAAUCGGAUUCGUCACUGAAGAUUUUGGGUGUGAACGUUCUGGGCAAGUUUCUUGGUUCUAAGGACAACAACUCGCGCUAUGUCGCGCUUAACACGCUGCUAACUGUGGUCCAGCAUGAACCAAAGGCUGUUCAAAGACACAGGGCCACUGUGGUUGCUUGUUUACGUGACCAGGAUAUCUCCAUUCGUCGCAGGGCCCUUGAGCUCUCGUUUGCCAUUCUGGAUAAGAAUAAUAUCCGAGUCAUGAUCAAAGAGUUGAUUCUCUUCCUGCACACUGCUGAGACCGACUUGAAGCCUUACUUGACUGGUCAAUUGACGCUGGCGAUUGAACGCUAUUCGCCCAGCGAAAGAUGGGAAUUUGAGACGCUCAUCUCAAUUCUGAGCGUUUCUGGGAACUUUUUCGAGUUCGACAUCGUUUCCUCCAUCCUGGGUAUUAUCAUGAGGUGUUCAGAUGGCGAACUAGUUCGCUGGGUGACUCAGCAACUGUUCGAAGAGAGUCUCAAGACCCAGGAUCAGUUUGCACUCAAUCUUAUCUGUUGUUGGUGUCUUGGCGAGUAUGGUGAGUCGAUUUUCGGUUCCGUGUCGCCUGAAAAGAUUGUCUCUUUGCUUCAAACGCUGCUGGUAGAGUCGCAUUACGAGGAUAAAUCCAAUACAGAGCAACUUGUGAAGUACGGACUGAUGGCGUCUUUAAAAUUGUCAGUGAAAUUACAGCAAUACCCGCAAUUGGUUGAGAGUCUGCGCCAACUGAUUGCAUCCAAGGCUAAUGAUAUUAAUCUUGAAAUCCAGAUCCGUGCAAUCGAAUAUGGUGAGAUCUUCGUCCAGCCUCUUGAUGUGAAGAAGGGUUUAUUGGAGAAAAUGCCUGCCCCAGCUUUCAAGUCUCACAAAGGAGCUUCUCUUUCUACUGCUGUGCCGCAAAAGAAGGCUGUUGCGAAGCAGGAACCUGAUUUAUUAGACUUAUUGGGUGAUGAUAUUCCCCAGGAGGCAGUCAAACCAUCCACAGAGACACUAGAUUUGAUCUCUGGUCUGUUUUCGGCUCCAAUCGCUCCAAUCGCUCCUGUGGCGGUGUCAGAACCCGACGUGGAACCGGUGGUGGAAUAUACAGACGCUUUCCACGACAGUAACGUUCAUGUCUCGUUCCGGAUCAAGUCUAGUGAGCCAGGUCAUGCUGUGUUGGAGUCUCGCAUAACUAACACGUCUAUCGGGGUGGUUUCGCAGAUUUCCAUGUUGGUCGCGGUCACAAAAUCCUUGAAAUUGCAGCUUUUGCCGAUGACGGGCACUUCUAUUGGUCCGGGUGAUUCAGUUUACCAGCAGCUCAGCGUUUCUGGCAAACAAGGAGCAAAGAUCAAACUCAGGGUGAAACUGUCAUAUGAGAAUGUGGCGCCAGUAGAGACUCAGUUUGAUUUCGCUGGUUUGGGGCAGACUUUGUGA
Kuraishia capsulata CBS 1993 is the source of this 2331-nucleotide messenger RNA. RefSeq lists its product as uncharacterized. Gene Ontology annotation, molecular function: clathrin-cargo adaptor activity. Gene Ontology annotation, cellular component: AP-1 adaptor complex; membrane coat; Golgi apparatus. Gene Ontology annotation, biological process: Golgi to vacuole transport; receptor-mediated endocytosis; intracellular protein transport. The record is from RefSeq and is a predicted model, not a curated record. NCBI's taxonomy places the organism in Eukaryota, Fungi, Ascomycota, Pichiomycetes, Pichiales, Pichiaceae. The coding region runs from base 1 to 2331 and encodes 776 amino acids. The transcript has a single exon.